Molecule: messenger RNA, 654 nt
Organism: Mollisia scopiformis
Lineage: Eukaryota; Fungi; Ascomycota; Leotiomycetes; Helotiales; Mollisiaceae
Exons: 3
Coding region: 1-654 (217 amino acids)
Source: RefSeq, a predicted model, not a curated record
AUGCCGAACCCUUUCACAAUAUUCAUUGAAAAGCUUUCCAGAGCUGCAACAAAGACAUGGAAGCAGAUAAAAAGAGUUUUCAAGAACAAGCAACCUAGUGAUCCCUUUCUGAGGACUGUCAAGAUCUUCUCCUCACACGCAAAUGGUUACGUUGAGUUCAAGAUGAGACUCGACACCGGAUGCGAAAUCCACAACCUCAUCACACUCCAAGCCGUCCACAAGCUCCAUCUUUUCGAUAAUACGACCAUCCACAACGAGUCUAUCUGUACCUGUCUCAACGGCGAACAGCUCAUGUCUAUGGGCACACUCAUCCUCCGGUGGAAAGGCAAACGCUUUCGCAAGAUCUUCACCACCAUCUUUCAUGUCAUCAAUGGUGAUUCCCUUCCAUGGGACGUCAUUCUAGGUGCCGAAGCUAUACGUGAAUAUAGCAUCUUGAAGUUUGCUGGGUUUGGGGGGGCAAGGCCUAUCCUACCGAAGAAAUCAAGAGAAAAGAAAGCAUAUCUCACCACACGGAAACGAGAGCACAAUGAGAAGGCGGCUACAAACGAUGCUAAGGUUGAUGCGGAUAUCAAGGCGAAAGAGGAGGCGGCUCGGCAGACUAAGUCUAAUACCGACGGCUUCAGUUCAGGGAGUCCCGGAGUAAAUCGUAGCUAG